Dendrobium catenatum is the source of this 1191-nucleotide messenger RNA. RefSeq names its product NADPH-dependent aldo-keto reductase, chloroplastic. The record is from RefSeq and is a predicted model, not a curated record. The coding region runs from base 166 to 1080 and encodes 304 amino acids. Gene Ontology annotation, cellular component: cytosol. The transcript is spliced from 7 exons. Gene Ontology annotation, molecular function: aldose reductase (NADPH) activity. NCBI's taxonomy places the organism in Eukaryota, Viridiplantae, Streptophyta, Magnoliopsida, Asparagales, Orchidaceae.
UUGCAUCAAUAAUCGUGAAAAUUUGCAUGAAUGAUUUACUGUGUAUCGUUCAGCCGGCGAGUCUCCCACGACUCCUACAGCUGCAGGCUCCAUCCACUCCAUCUUCUUCGUAUAAAUACUCGAUGAAGAGCCAUUACUAUUAGCCUUCAGUUUUCUUUUCCCUCCAUGGCUAGGUUUUUCGAGCUCAACACAGGGGCGAAGAUCCCCGCGGUCGGGCUUGGCACUUACAAGGCCGAACCCGGAGUAUUAGAAGCCUCCAUCAUCGCAGCCGUCAAGGCUGGGUAUAGGCAUUUUGACUGUGCUCCAUUGUACAAUAAUGAAAAAGAGAUUGGAUCAGCUUUAAAGAAACUAUUUGAAGAUGGUAUCGUGAAGCGAGAGGACUUGUUUAUCACCUCUAAACUAUGGUGUAAUUAUCAUGCACCUGAAGAUGUGCCUGAAGCAAUCGAUUUAACCUUGGAAGACUUGCAGCUUGAUUAUCUUGAUCUGUACCUUAUUCAUUGGCCUUACCGCCUUAAGAAGGGUGGCAGUCCAACUCCAGAAAACUUUAUUCCGCCUAAUUUACCGGCUACUUGGGAAGCCAUGGAAAAGUUGUAUGCUUCAGGUAAAGUUCGAGCCAUUGGCGUUAGCAAUUUUUCUUCAAAGAAAUUACAGGAUUUGCUAGCAGUUGCACAUGUCCCCCCAGCUGUCAACCAGGUAGAAUGCCACCCUGGGUGGCAACAGACCAAACUUCAUGCAUUCUGUCAAUCAACUGGCAUUCACAUCUCUGCUUAUGCUCCAUUAGCUCGAUCAACCGAAGUCCUUGGACACCCUAUUGUGAACAUGGUGGCUGAGAAAUUGGGCAAAACUCCUGCUCAGGUUAUUCUACGGUGGGGGAUCCAAUCGGGUCACAGUGUUCUUCCCAAGAGCGUAAAUGAAACACGGAUUAUGGAAAACAUUGAGCUUUUUGAUUGGUCUAUUCCUGAUGAUUUGUUUGCCAAAUUUUCUGAAAUUGAGCAGGAAAGGCUGAUCCUAGGAGAAUUUGCUGUUCACCCUCAAAGUGUCUACAAGUGUUUGGAGGACCUCUGGGAUGGCGACAUUUGAUCGCCCAUCAGUUUCUGUGUCUGGACCAAUUUACUGCUGCACCUGAUACCUUUUCUUAAGGAAUUGAGAAUAAUUCACGGAAUUUAUAAUGCUAUUUUUUCAGUUUAUUAU